AUGAGGAGAGGAGGUGGGGGGGUGGCCGCAGCGUCCCCUCUUACUAACCCCCACAUCCCCACCCCCAAUCAACCACCCUCCUUCAACCUCACCCCCCAUUUCAGCCACCCCCUGGAACCGCACCCCCUCCCUCUCUUCCUUCCUCCACACCCCUGCCCAACCCACAAUUGUGUGGUGCGCUGGGGGGGACGGGGGACUGGAACGGGCGGGGUAGUGGGGUCCACUGGUGGUGCCACGGGGCUGGAUGGGGUUCAAGGGGCGGAUAGGGAGCGAUUUGGCGCAUCUAGCGGUGUAGAAGCAACUUCUCCCGCCGCUCCCAACACCCCCGCCACUUCCGCCACUCCCUUCACAGCAGCUGCGAAGUCGACGGGAGGGCGGGCGGGGAAGAGGUGUGACUGGCGGAUGCUGGCGCUGGCGGCCGCCACUCCGUUCCCCCUUUCCUCUUCGCCCCCACUGCGCCCGUCGCUGUUUCUGCGCCACGGAGCCGCGACGAGGCAGCGUGACGGCGGCGGGUCCAUUGGCAGGCUUGCUCGCGGGCCCGUUGGUGGGUUCGUCGGUGGGCGUGCUCACACGCGCGCUGGCGGGUUCGUCGGUGGGCUUGCUGGUGCUCUCGUUGGCGGGUCCGACGGCGGGUCUGUCGGCGGGUUUGCUAGCGGGUCCGUCGGCAGGCUUGCUGGCGCUCUCGUUGGCGGAACUGACAGCGGGUCCGUCGGCGGGUUUGCUGGUGGGUCCGUUCCUGGCGUUCCUGGUGCGUUCAUGGCGUGCGCGGUGGCGUGCGUUGCUGGUAGUGAGCGGGCGACGGGCUGA
Molecule: messenger RNA, 807 nt
Organism: Closterium sp. NIES-65
Lineage: Eukaryota; Viridiplantae; Streptophyta; Zygnematophyceae; Desmidiales; Closteriaceae
Source: the annotation of a GenBank genome assembly